Molecule: messenger RNA, 102 nt
Organism: Colletotrichum abscissum
Lineage: Eukaryota; Fungi; Ascomycota; Sordariomycetes; Glomerellales; Glomerellaceae
Exons: 1
Coding region: 1-102 (33 amino acids)
Source: RefSeq, a predicted model, not a curated record
AUGGAUAUUCAAUUACCUUUGCCCUGUGCUGUCGCCCUGCACCUUGGGACCCCAGGUUCCCGGCACGAGAACGCUGAUCAGCAUUACCUUAAAGGCAACUGA